This is a messenger RNA of Raphanus sativus (radish), 1184 nucleotides long. RefSeq names its product GEM-like protein 5. The transcript is spliced from 3 exons. NCBI's taxonomy places the organism in Eukaryota, Viridiplantae, Streptophyta, Magnoliopsida, Brassicales, Brassicaceae. The coding region runs from base 141 to 980 and encodes 279 amino acids. The record is from RefSeq and is a predicted model, not a curated record.
AAAGGCAACAUUCCAAACCGCGUUUGGUAUUUCGUGUUAUCCACUUAUAUAUAUAAAUUCUCAAAGUCAAGCACAACCCACAAAAACACAUCUCAACAAUUCUCUCGAAUCAUCCGCCAAACUCGAGAUAAUUUUCAGCCAUGACAGGAUCCCAAGAAGAGACUCACCAGCCUCACACCGUUGAUCAAGAACAUCCCAAAACAGUAGAAACAGAGCACCAACAACAACAACAAGAAGAACAUCCUUCAUCGUCUUCGUCUCCGGAUCAGAAGAAAUGGGGUACUCACGUGAUGGGAGCUCCGGCAGCUCCCGUGGCUCAUCCCGAUAACCAGCAGGCUGCCGCUUGGGUCGCUGGUGAUAACCGGCAGAUGCCGCACCAACCUUACAUCGUCUACUCUCCUGUUGAACAUCCUCCGUCUAACAACCCUCUCGAGCCCGUCAUCGGAAUGUUCCAUACUUGGAGCCGCAAGGCUGAAACCGUCGCUCGCAACAUCUGGCACAAUCUGAAGACGGGACCGUCUAUGCCGGAAACGGCGUGGGGAAAGGUUAACCUGACGGCGAAAGCGAUAACAAAGGGAGGUUUCGAGUCUCUCUUCAGGCAGAUAUUUGGAACGGACCCGAACGAGAAGCUGAAGAAGACUUUCGCAUGUUAUCUCUCCACGACAACAGGCCCUGUCGCUGGAACUUUGUAUCUCUCGAACGUUCGCGUCGCUUUCUGUAGCGACCGUCCUCUCUUCUUCACCGCGCCUUCCGGACAAGAAGCUUGGAGUUACUACAGGGUGGUGGUACCGUUGGUGAAUAUUGCGACGGUUAAUCCGGUAGUAGUAAAGGAGGAUCCACCGGAAAAGUAUAUUCAGGUGACGACCGUGGACGGACAUGACUUCUGGUUCAUGGGUUUUGUGAAUUACGAGAAGGCUUCUCAUCAUUUGCUGACUAGUGUCUCGGAUUCUCAUACCGCUCCUACCUAUGCGUCUGGUUAGAGAAAUAUAUUACAGUGUUUGUAUCUUGUUAAUUUGCUUUCUUUUGUAUGUGUGUGGUUGGUUUCUACUGCCGAUUUUCUUUAUAUAUGUUUAUGUAAGUUUGAUACUAUAGUUGGACUUUUUGCAAGUCUUGAAUUUAAAUACAUCUAUGUUUCGAUUAGAGUUUGUUUUUCACUUAUGUGUAAAUGAUAAAUCCUUCUGUUA